AUGGCGGACCAAGCCGCCGCGCGCAACCGCCUCGUCGCCUUCAUCCGCGGCCUGAGCCCCGAGCAGGUUCUCGAACUCCUCCCCGACUCGACGGUCACACGCCUAUCCGAAAUUCUCACCGAGCACUCUGCUGGACAGAACGCCUCAAUCGUCUCUAGAGACGCUAGCCGGUUCGUUAGCGGUACUGCAGCGGCGGCCGCCGUCGCUGUUGCCACGCCGCCUAUGGUAGCGGCCCAGCAGGCAAGCCAAGAUGCAUCUAGCGUUGCGUCUGAUGACACGGACGUCAAAGUCGUCAAGGCAAAGCGUCCUUUGAAUGCCUUCAUUGCCUUUCGCAGCUACUAUAAAACCAUUUUCCUCAAAUCACCACAGAAAGAGGUUUCGUCGUACAUCACAGGUCUAUGGACUGGCGAGCAUUUUCGCAACAAGUGGGCUCUAAUCGCAAAAGUCUACUCCUUUGUCCGCGAUGAGCUUGACCAGACAGAUAUCAGCCUCAAAGAGUUCCUCGAGAUUGCCUGCCCCAUUAUGCUCGUUGUGCCUCCCGCCAACUACCUUGACGCCCUUGGGUGGGUUCGGGGUCACGAUGCCAGCGGUGCUUCCUUCAUUGUUCAAGACAAAACUGUCGCGCAAAAUCUCAUCACCGCCAUCGAAUCGCAAGACAGCCCAGACACAGAGCUGGAGCUUUUGCUUCGUUGCCUCGCCUCAGGAUACAUGACUGAUCACGCGGACUAUCUCGCUGCUAAACUCUCCGCCAAAUCAGAUGCCAUUAUGACGCCGACGCUGGUAGCUAGCAAUACUGCCGGACCUCGAGAGAGCAGUGCGACCGCGCGAAACGCCACCGCGGCUGCCACGGAGGCUUUCCAGGCAUCAUACUUCCAACCCAUGGUAUCGAGCGGCAUCGGUGGAAACUCGAACUUUGGCAUUUUGCAGGCCGAGCAGCUCAUGGCCCACGUCGCCGGCACGGAUCUCCAGAUGCAGGAUAUGGGAUUUACGGGCUAG
Parascedosporium putredinis is the source of this 996-nucleotide messenger RNA. NCBI's taxonomy places the organism in Eukaryota, Fungi, Ascomycota, Sordariomycetes, Microascales, Microascaceae. The record is from the annotation of a GenBank genome assembly.